CCUUCGCUCCUAGAACUGGUUCCUCUCCCCAGAACCUUCCCCAACCCUAAAAUCUUGCGCGCCCGCCCGCCCAUGAAUUGGGAAUUCCCUGCCCGAGGUCGGGGUCUGCGCCGGGCCUGCGCGCGCACCCCCUACAGAAACCCGUCUGCGGGUAGGCGGCCGAGAUGGCCCUGAAGGUGGCUCGCUGCCCCAGGCCCCGCCGCGGGGCCGGGACACCACUGUUUGUUUUCCGGGCGCCCGGGAUACGGGGUGGGCCCCGCCCCCAGGGCUGCUCCGCCGCGGAGCCGGGUCGCGGGUUCCCCGCGAAUUCGAGGUGGAGGGGCCGCGGCCGCCACCAUCUGUCCACAGGUGCUGCCGGCUGUACGCGCCCCCGCUCGCGUCAUGGCCUCGGACUACUGGGUGGGCCCUUGGCGGCCACACCGGCCCCGGGGCCCCAUCGCGGCGCUCUAUAGAGGACCCGGGCCCAAAUACCAGCUGCCGCCGAACACCGGCUACAUCCGGCACGACCCCUCGCGGCCCCGCGCCCCCGCCUACACCUUCGGUGCGCGCUUCCCCACGCAGCAGUCAACCUGCGGCCCCGGGCCCAGCCACCUGGUGCCCUCCCGCAUGACCGUGCGCGGCCCGGACAGCGCCCCCGCCUACUCCAUCUGUGGCCGCCUGCGGCACUCUGCGCCCUUCCGCACUCCCGGACCGGGGAGGUAUUUCCCAGAACGAGCCGGGAAUGCGACGUACCCCAGUGCGCCUCGACAUACCAUUGCUUCCCGAAACUGGGGUGUCCACGCGGAGCCGCAGGGUCCAGGUCCCGGCGCCUACACGGUGCCCUCGCUCUUGGGCCCGCGCGUCAUCGGCAAAGUCUCGGCCCCAACUUACUCCAUCUACGGCCGCACCAGAGUGGGCAGCUGCUUUGAAGACCUCAGCAAGGUGCGAGGAGGGCCGCCGGCCCAGCGCAGCGAGAGGUCAAGAGGGUCAGAGGUGCGCGGGGAACCCAGGCCAGACCCAGCACUCACUUUGCCUCCCACAGACGCCGGGCCCCUGCGCCUACCACGUGGUGAACCCCGGGGUCUACAAGACCCGGGCCCCCCAGUUCACGAUGCUGGCGCGGACUUCGUUCCCCCAAGACAGCACCCUGAAGCCCGGACCCGCAGCCUACAACGUGGACCAGGUGGUCUGGAGUUCAGGGUCAAGGGUCAGAGGCAAGGGAUGAGGAUCCCCAGUCGAGGGUAUGGGUCGGGGUUCAGAGAGAACAAGGCUCCCCGCGCGAAGCCGUACGCCCCCGGCUCCGCGAGGUCAGCGACGUCUUCUGGCCCGCAGCACCGGAAGCCUCGCGGCUGGACCUUCGGGAUCCGGCAUUCGGACUACCUGGCCCCAAUGGUGACCAACGUGGACGACUGACCUGCGGGCGGGGUGGGGGCACAGGCCCACCGCAGUGCGCUUAAAGCUUCCGGAAUCA
Marmota monax (woodchuck) is the source of this 1450-nucleotide messenger RNA. It is a transcript of the gene Cimap1b, whose product is annotated as ciliary microtubule associated protein 1B. The transcript is spliced from 4 exons. The coding region runs from base 382 to 1392 and encodes 336 amino acids. NCBI's taxonomy places the organism in Eukaryota, Metazoa, Chordata, Mammalia, Rodentia, Sciuridae. The record is from RefSeq and is a predicted model, not a curated record. Gene Ontology annotation, cellular component: cytoskeleton.